GAGGGUCGGUCCUGUGUCUGCUCCGGAGAUCAUGGCAGAGACUCCAGGGAAAGGAAUCCAGGGACUUGUUGACUUCAAGUCCUGGUAGGACAGAGUAGGACAUCAGCAAGACAAGGACACCAAGAUCAGGAAUAAACUCAGGAAGCUGGAUAUCAACAAAGAUCUAGUUAUGCCAGAGAGAAAUUUGGCUGGAGGAAAGAAAAGGUGGAUGAGAAUCUCCGUCCGGUGAUGAAGAAGAUGAACGAGAAACAGAGCCAGGGAAGAAUUGACAAUUUUUUUCAACCAGAAGCUUUUUUAGAAUCUAAAAAGGCACAAAGUUCUUGUGUCAAAAAGGCUCUUUCAAAAUUAACAAGUGCUCCUACUUCUGAACUUUCCCAAACCGAGGCAAAUAAGGCCCAUAUACAAAAAGCAAAAGAUGCUAUGGCUGAAACACAGGAAAAGUUGAAAGGUAAAGAGGUCAGUGAAAGGCAAAGGUCAAAGGGUAAAGGUAAAGGAAAGGGCAAAGGCAAGUUGAAAGGUGAUUCUAAGAAGAGUGAAGGUAAGCCUUAUAAGCUUAUUAAGGAAGUUGUUGAGCUGUCGGAGAGUAGCUCAAGUGAUAAGGAAAUGGGUAGUGCAUGUAAACCCAAAGUUAGUAAGUCAGCGAAUGUUGCUGCUGCAUCUCCGGUGAGGAGAGAUGAGUUGAAAUCCCUCUCCCAUCUGGAACCAGGAAGAUUUUGUCGGGACGACGAUGAAGAUACAAGUGAGACAGUGGGACAAAAACUUGAAUCUCACUUUGUUAGUCUCGAAAAAGGAUUUGUUGCACAGAUGGAAGUGCAACAGAAACCCAGUGGUAGACAGACGAGUAAAAGGAGGGGUAAACAAUCCUCCAAUACUGCUGAUGAGGAAAUAACAAUGUCAAGAGUCUCACAGGCGUCGAAAACUCAGGCUCGCUCAAACUUGGCCAAGAUGAUCAUCUCUGACAAUUCAUCUGAUAGUGAUUGUUGA
This is a messenger RNA of Mizuhopecten yessoensis (Yesso scallop), 984 nucleotides long. RefSeq lists its product as uncharacterized. The transcript has 4 exons. The coding region runs from base 229 to 984 and encodes 251 amino acids. Lineage: Eukaryota; Metazoa; Mollusca; Bivalvia; Pectinida; Pectinidae. The record is from RefSeq and is a predicted model, not a curated record.